AUGUCGGCCCCGGGACGGCUCCUGCUCCUCGCCGCCGCGCUGGCCGCGGGCGUGCAGCGGAGCGGCGGCGCCGAGCAGCCAGAGCCUGCUCUGUGGUCCUCCAGCAGCGACAUCGUUCAUCCAGUCAAGGUUGAUGAGAGCGGAUCCUUUCUGUCCUACGACUUGUCCCACCGAGCCCUUCACAGAAGGUCUCUUUCCUCCAAGAACAAGUUUCUUGCUUUCUAUGAACUGCAUUACAAAGGACAACCGCUGAAAUUCAACCUGAGCCUUAACGUCAACCUCCUCACCCCUGGGUUUGUCAGUGAGAGGCGGUACGGGGGAAUCGCCGGUGCCAAGAUCCAGUCCCACACGUAUAACUCCUGCCACAUGAUCGGGGAGGUCCGGAGCCGGACGCUGAAGGGAGGCCUGGCUGCGCUCAGUACCUGUGAUGGGCUGAAAGGUGUGUUUCGGCUCAUGGACGAGGACUAUUUCAUUGAACCAGUAGCCGCCAGCUUUCCCGAGGACGCAGCAGCACAGCCCCACAGGGUGUACAAACGCCAUGCUCCUGAGCACCCGGGAGAGCAAGAGAGAAAGCAGCCAGCAGCAUGGGCAGCCUGCGGUGUGCAAGAAUCUCAGGAAAGCCUAGAGAAGUCUGAGAAGCGGCGGGAAAGAUGGGAACAGAAACAAUACAGGAAGAGAAGAAUAAAGCAGCGUUCCAUCAGCAAAGAGAAGUGGGUGGAAACGCUGGUGGUGGCAGACACCAAGAUGAUAGAAUACCAUGGCAGUGAGAACAUCGAGAAGUACGUGCUGACUGUGAUGAACAUGGUGGCGGGGCUGUUCCACCACGCCAGCAUUGGGAACCCCAUCAACAUUGCUAUAGUGCGACUCAUCCUGCUGGAGAAUGAAGAGGAGGAUCUGAAAAUCUCCCACCAUGCAGACAACACCUUGAAAAGCUUUUGCAAAUGGCAGAAGAGCAUUAAUGUGAAAGGAGAUUCCCAUCCCUUGCAUCAUGAUGUUGCAGUCCUGCUCACAAGGAAGGACAUCUGCGCAGCAAUGAACAGACCCUGUGAGACCCUGGGUCUGUCCCACGUGGCGGGGAUGUGCCAGCCCCACAGGAGCUGCAACAUCAAUGAGGACACAGGGCUGCCCCUGGCCUUCACUGUGGCCCACGAGCUUGGACACAGUUUUGGGAUUCAGCAUGAUGGAAGCAGCAAUGACUGUGAGCCAGUUGGGAAAAGACCUUUCAUCAUGUCUCCACAGCUCCUGUAUGACACGUCCCCGCUCACCUGGUCCCGCUGCAGCCGGGAGUACAUCACACGGUUCCUCGACCGGGGCUGGGGGCUGUGCCUGGAUGACCCCCCUGCUCAGGAGGUGCUGGACUUCCCCCUGGUGCCUCCGGGCGUCCUCUAUGAUGUGAGCCACCAGUGCCGCCUGCAGUAUGGUGCCUACUCCACCUUCUGUGAUGACAUGGAUAGUGUCUGCAACACACUGUGGUGCACAGUGGGGACUACGUGCCAUUCCAAGCUGGAUGCUGCUGUUGAUGGGACAGCAUGUGGGGAGAACAAGUGGUGCUUCAAUGGUGAGUGCGUGCCCGUGGGUUACCGUCCUGAUGCUAUCAAUGGCAGCUGGGGGCCCUGGAGCUCAUGGGCUGCCUGCUCGAGGAGCUGCGGUGCGGGUGUGCAGAGCGCCGAGAGGCAGUGCAGCAACCCCACGCCAAAGUAUGGGGGCAGGUACUGCCUGGGAGAACGGAAACGAUUCCGGAUCUGCAACAUCAAGCCCUGUCCUCCCAACAAGCCGUCCUUCCGCCAGGUCCAGUGCAGCCAGUUCAACCCCAUGCUUUACAAGGGGAAGCUUUACAAGUGGACACCGGUGCCUAACAACAUUAACCCCUGUGAGCUGCACUGCCGGCCGGAGGACGAAUACUUUGCAGAAAAGCUGAGGGAUGCCGUCAUCGAUGGGACCCCGUGCUAUGAAAUGAACUCCAGCCGAGACAUGUGCAUCAAUGGCAUCUGCAAGAACGUGGGCUGUGACUAUGAGAUCGACUCCAACGCAGUGGAAGAUCGGUGCGGUGUCUGCCACGGGGAUGGCUCCACCUGCCACACUGUUAAGAAGACAUUUGAGGACAGCGAGGGACUGGGUUAUGUUGAUAUUGGGAUUAUCCCUGUCGGAGCCCGAGAGAUCCGGAUUGAAGAAGUCGCAGAAGCUGGAAAUUUUCUGGCGCUGAGGAGUGAAGACCCAGAGAAGUAUUUCCUGAACGGUGGCUGGACCAUCCAGUGGAACGGGGAUUACAGGGUGGCAGGGACCACUUUCACCUAUGAGAGGACGGGAAACUGGGAGAACCUCACCUCUCCAGGGCCCACUGUGGAACCUGUGUGGAUCCAGCUGUUGUUCCAGGAAACCAACCCUGGUGUGCGCUACCAGUACACCAUCCAGCGGCCAGCUGACAGCGAGAACGAGAUCGAGCGCGCUGAGUUCCUGUGGCGCUUCGGCUCCUGGACGGCGUGCACAGCCACGUGUGGCACCGGGGUGCAGAGGCAGAUUGUGCACUGCGUGGAAAAGCUGGCUGGCAUCGUGGAGGAGCACUACUGUGACACACUGACACGGCCUGAUGACCAGCAAAGGACGUGCAAUGAGGAGCCCUGCCCAGCAAGGUGGUGGGUUGGUGAGUGGCAAAAGUGCUCAGCUACAUGUGGGACAUCAGGGUUGAUGAAGAGGACGGUGCUCUGCAUCCAGAGUGUGGGAUUGGACGAGCAGAGAGCUUUGCAGCAAGCGGAUUGCCAGCACCUCUCCAAACCAGAAGCCACUGCUCCCUGCCAUCGGGAUGUCCCCUGUCCCUCUCAGUGGGCUAUGGGGAACUGGUCAGAGUGCUCAGCAACAUGUGGGAAUGGAACACAAAGACGCCCUGUUUACUGCAGCAAUAAUACUCAAGCAACUUGUGACCCUGCACAAAGACCCAGCUCGGAAACUAUUUGCUCCUUGCCACGGUGCCAGAAGAAAUUAGACAACACCAACACUGACUGGUCUGGCAGCGGCUCUUCCAGCAGAGAGAUUUUUAAUGAAAUAAAUUACAUUCCAAAUAACCAUAUUCCCCAAUUUAACCCCGUAAUUCCAAAUAUCCCCGAGUCCAAUGAUGUCAAUAUCAUAACUGAGGAUGACUUCUCAACCAGAAAGGGAAAUUUCUUUGUUGAUGAUUUUUACUACGAUUACAAUUUUAUCAACUUUCAUGAGGAUCUGUCAUACUACCCCUUCACUGAGAAGGAGACCAAAAGCGAGGGCCCUAAGCCAGAGUGGAACAGCAACAAUGUGGAGGAGUCUCCUGAGAUGCCUGCGGAUGUCCUGCACACCAGGAAGCUGGGAGGAGGAGAACAUGAGGAAGAUCUGGUGAAGGAAAUCGAAGCAAAUGCUUCUGCUCCUGUGCAUGGCAAAGAGGAGACUGAGUCAGGGGGUUUGGUCUUUAACAACCUAUUUGAUGUGUUCUCUGAGGGUGAAGAAAUGGGGACAGCCACUCCCAGCACUGCUGCUCCUGCUCUCACAAGGAAUGAGGGGGAAGAACUGCCUGUGCCCUAUUCCGAGGGUCCACUGCCCACCCAGCCUGCAGUGAGUCAUGGCUCCACCAGCAGCCUGCUGCUCCCCAGGCUAUCCCUGGGUGCUACACUGGUGGGCACCAGUCCUGCGUGGGAUGCUCCACCUCACAGCCUUGAUUCCUGGGCCCUGACCAGUCCCUCUACACCGCUGCCCGUUGACAGGGACAGCCCCGGUGCAGGCAGUACACCUAACAGUCUGCAGCCUGUGGGAGAGCCUGCAAACAGAGUCCAGGACCGUGCAAGCACAGUGACUCCUGAUAGUGCAGGCCGUGAAAACUCAAGGGAAAUGGGAUUUGUCAUCACUGGUGAUAAUAAUAGCGCUGCCACAAAGACCAAGGAGCAGGAAGAGUGGGCAGAAAUACCAGCACUGGAGGGGACUGCACACACGCAUGCAGCACCGGUGACUGAAGAGCUGCUGCGUGUGACAGAUAGGGUGGCUCCAAAGUCCCCCACUGCACAGAGCCCACAGCAGGAGAUGGGAAGGCAUGUAGAAGGUCCCCAUGAGAGCCCCCAUCCUGCAGAUGCCACCGUGGGCCCUGGAGGAGAGGCAGGGCAGCAGCCAGGAAACCACAUCCAUCUGUCUCUGAUGUUGGUUCCCUUGGUAGCCACCACAACAUCGCUGCCACCAGUGCCUGUGUCCCCCACCAUGCAGGGACCGCUGACACAGCUCACUGCCGGUGACCUCACCCCACAAGGUGCCCUGGUGCCAGCCAUGCCAGCAUCCCCAGCUCACAGCCCUCCCACAGGAGCAUCACCCUCCAAGCCCUCAGCAGUGCCAGGGGCCAAAUGGGGACCGAGGGCAACACAGGGGCCUUACCACACAGUGCCAGUGCCAUCCCCCGGCACCCAGCAGCACUCCAGCAUGGCCCCAGUUGGCCACACUGCUCCUGAGGAGCACUCACCACCAGCAGCCCCAGGGACACUUGCUUACGGUGCUGGGGAGCACGAGGUGCCCCAGCCCACCCCCACACCCCUGCCAGUCUGGGAGCAAGAGGAGGCUUUGCUGCUGCCUCCUACCACCAUAGCAGGCACUGCAGUGCCCAGCUGGGAGGUCGGCAACUGGAGCGAGUGCUCGGCCACCUGUGGUGUGGGUGCAAUCUGGCGCAGCGUGCGCUGCAGCACCGGCACUGAGCAGCACUGCGCCGCCGCCAGCAAACCCGUCCCUGCUCGGAGGUGUUCCCUGAGACCGUGCUCAUCCUGGCGUGUGGGGAACUGGAGCAAGUGUUCCAAGAACUGUGGUAGGGGCACGAAGGUUCGGGAUGUGCACUGCGUUGACACCAGAGAGCAGCGGCUGCUGCGGCCCUUCCACUGCCAGGCUGUUCUCUACAAACCCCCGGCGCAGCUGCCCUGCCAGAACGCACCGUGCCUGGACUGGUACACGUCCUCGUGGAGAGAGUGCUCGGAGCCAUGUGGUGGAGGGGAGCAGGAGCGCCUGGUGACGUGCCCGGAGCUGGGCCACUGUGAUGAGACACUGCGGCCCAACAGCACCCGGCCCUGCAACAGCCACCCCUGCACCAAAUGGGUGGUGGGAUCCUGGGGACAGUGCUCAGUGCCCUGUGGAGGAGGCAUCCAGCGGCGCCAGGUGAAGUGCAUCGACACACAGACUGGGCAGGCGCAGGAGGACAGCAGCCUCUGUGACCACGAGCCGUGGCCCGAGAGCACGCAGAAGUGCAACCUGCAGAACUGCGAAGGCACCGAGGCAGGCUUCGUUUGUGAGCGGGACCGCUUGACGUUCAGCUUCUGCCAGACCCUGCGGGUGCUGGGAAGGUGCCACCUCCCGACGGUCCACAUGCAAUGCUGCCAAAGCUGCCGCCAGCACGGGCACCACGGGGCUCCUGACCAGGACCGCGGGGACGAGCGGGCCUCCAGGAGGUGACAGGACCAUCCCAAGCCCAGAAAGCACCUGGACCCGUGGUGGCUCUGGGAGCAGCCCUGCGGCACAGGAGGGAGCUGGGGACCAGCCAGCCGUGCUGCUCUGUCACUGCACAGGGUGGCGCAGCCCAAGAUCCACACGGUGCUCUUGCAAAACACAGGGAAGGCAUGAUUUGUUUCAUUUGUGCUACACUUUAACGGUGCUCAAACGGUCCCUCUGAGAAGUAUGUCUGGUUGGGCCGGGGGUGCAGGUCUCACCAAGUGUGCUGUGCCACAAUGGGCAUAGCUGUCUGUUAGGGUCACAGCCAUCACUGAGCAAUCAGAGAGAGCAUGUUAGGGAAGGGAAACUUCAAGCAGCAAUUAUGCGGGGAGUCUUCUCAGAAAUGCUAAUGGUGCUAUCGUUUGAUAUUUUUCAGCCUCUUGAUGGUGUUGGCAGGCCAGCACAGAACUCUUGAUUUCUAUUGUUAUUUUUAUGUGUAUAAAAUGAGUAUCAUUCCACCAGUACAGCUGACCAUUUGGAUUUUUUUUCCCCCCUUAAGGGACUGGAAGUUGGCAACCCAUUUCUGUAAUUUUCAUUGGAUUGUUUACGCACUGAAGCUCAAUAACCAUAAUUUAAGAAAUGGAGAGAGAUCAGAGGAAGAAAGCUUUCAGCUUUAGUUACCACCAGAAGCCCUGGGCUUGCAGUGCAUGCAGGGGCCCUGCCCUCUUUGUGCUGAUGGCUUCAUCUGUAAAAGCCCCCACCUGUGUGCGGAGCAGAGGGGCUGGCUGGGGAUACAAGGCAGGAAUGAAGUGAGAGAUUGCUUUGGAGUCAAACAGUGUAGGCCCUUGAGUGGACCAGUGAAAGAGAUGGAAAGCUGUUCUAGCCCCAGCUGUGAGCAAUGCGUGUGCAUGGCAAACACUGCUCUUAUUUGGCCACAUCCUUCCUUGUGAAAGCCCAAAAGGCAAAGUGAAUUGUACUUACACAACUGGAUUUCGGCAUGCAGUUAUACUGCAGAACUUUAAUGGUUGGUUAAGGUGUUUUUCUGUGCUCUUACCAAGCUAAAAACCUUUCUGCUUAUGUAGAUGCACUUCUGUUAAAGUUAGUUGGUUCUUUUUUACUAUAGUAAGUGCUACUGUAUGAGAGGCACCCAGCAGCUGGUCCGGCAGUGCUGUAGGUUAAUCCUUGAGGCCUUAGGGAGGAUUUGCUGUUAGGUUGGCUCCUGGAGGAGGGCGGGUGCAUUUUGGUAGCACUCCUUUCUGUAUUACUCUGCAGGCUGAGAAACUGGGAGACUGUGAACACAGCACUGCUUGUGCUGAGCUCAGUGGAAAAAGGACAGAGCCCAGCAUCACUGCAUUGCAUUGAGCAGUGUGGUCACACGCAGACGGAUGCUUAAGUUGUACUGUCUGGAACAACUGCAGAACUGUGUCACGUAACAAGGGGAAUUCCUGUCUGUGACUUGCAUGUAAAACACAAGCCAUGACUUCACCAUUUGUGUUGUAUUCCUUUCCAACGUGGUGUAAAUUUUUACAUUUUAAGAGCCUGUGUUCAUUCCUGUUUUCUUUUGGGUUGGCACCGUCUGUCCCUUGCUUCUGUCAGCGCUCCUAGGUUUUGCUAAGGAAUAGCUAGCUGUAAACGUGUUGGGUUUUAAUGGCUAUCGCCCACAAGUGUGUUAAAUUAAACAGUUAUUGAAGGAAA
Messenger RNA from Centrocercus urophasianus (Greater sage-grouse), 7110 nucleotides. It is a transcript of the gene ADAMTS7, whose product is annotated as ADAM metallopeptidase with thrombospondin type 1 motif 7. Gene Ontology annotation, biological process: proteolysis; extracellular matrix organization. The record is from RefSeq and is a predicted model, not a curated record. NCBI's taxonomy places the organism in Eukaryota, Metazoa, Chordata, Aves, Galliformes, Phasianidae. Gene Ontology annotation, cellular component: extracellular matrix. The transcript has 24 exons. Gene Ontology annotation, molecular function: metalloendopeptidase activity. Bases 1 to 5439 code for a protein of 1812 amino acids.